UUGCAUACAGUAUGCCCAGCCAUAAUGACAAUCCCAGACUGAAACUUUCAUUGUGGAACCCCAUGGAGCCCACAGACACUAAAGAUUGUCAGAUAAAUAUAGCCAUACCCGGCGUAACCAAUGACAAUCAACACCAAGCCGCAACAUUCACAACACUUGGACGAGAAGAAAAAAAGUUGAUUGCUAGUCACUUAGAUAGCUUGGUGCACGCGUACCAAGAAGAAUACGUUGAGCACAUGGCUACCUAUGAGUAUGCCACUGUACCCAAAAGCAAAGCACAGGAUAUCGAUGCAGGUCUAUAUGUUGAUACAGAGUUUGACGAUCACGUUGGAAUGUGCCCCAAUCAUCAACCUGGACUAGUCAAGGCGCGUGAUACCACUGGCGAUAAAGCCCGAUAUUGCUUUGGGGGCAGUAGCCUACCGGGUGAGCGUGUGUGUGACGCUGGCAUACCAGACUUCGCAUCCCCAGCAGAAGUUCACGGUGAUGACAAUUACUCUACGGUGCAAUUAUACGAGAAGACAUUCGCAUAUCAUGCAAAUUACUACAUGUCCACAUUCUCACGUGAGUUACUCGAUGGUGUGAGUGAAAUGAGCGACCGAGAUGCCAUUACCAUAUCCACACAGGGCACAUGGAAUCGCAUUGAAAACGUUGUCUCUCUAAGUAAGCGGUGGAAGGGCCCAAUCUCAUUUGCAUUGCUGCUUGAUGGCAGGGAACAGCUGGCGGAGCUGGAGGCGCUAGUGGCCUCCAAUGAGCAUAUUGCGAAGUAUGUAGAUUUCCACGUAGUCUGGAGAAUGGACCACCACCACACAGAUACAGAUGCGUUCUACCCAAUCAAUCUGCUCCGCAACAUGGCUUUGCAUCCAGUUAUUACUUCGCACGUGUUCAUCAUCGAUGUCGAUAACAUUCCCAAUGCACCCCACGACCGCUAUCUGGAAUGGAUUGAGAGCGCCGAAGAGUCGACACAAGUUAAGGAUAUAGACAGUAAGAGUGCGUGUCCGGGUCUGCAUGCAUUUGUCCCACCCGCUGUGGAAAUGAAUGCCGAGGCGCUAGCGGCUAUGUACUCUGAGAAUGAGUCUGAUGAUACUAUCACCAAGUCUCAGGUGGUGGAUGGUUUCUUCGACGGGCGCGUAUCACCCAUGCACCUUUACUUCAGUCCCGCAUACAUCCCCACCAAUCACUACACGUGGGCAGAGUCGACCGAGGUAGAUCUACUACCAUACUUGACACGAUUCGAACCGUACUACGUUGCUCGCAUGCCUAUCCCAGUGUUCAACGAUACCUUCGUGAAUCGAGGCGGCAAUUUUGCGCAGCAGAUGUAUGAGAUGGCGGCUGGUGGCUACUCGCUACAUCGUCUGCCCGAGGCCUUCAUUGUGGACAUCCCACAUACCAAGGAGACAGCCGUUGACAAGACAGAGCCAAACGCACCGGACACACCAGAUGCAACGGAGGCAACCGUAGAGGUGGAGGUGGAGGUAGAGCCAUCGGCGAAUGAGGUUGUAUUGGCAAAGCAAGUUUUGGGAGGCGAAGGGUUGAAUGGCAACACGGCACAGCCCACCAUUGAAGAACACAAGUAUGCAAGUGUUACUGACGCGCAGAAUACUGUGGAGAAGGAAAAUCCCCAGAAAUCAAAUGCAGACGAAGAAACCACCGCAGUUGAGGAAAAUAUGACACAACAGGCGCACAUGGACGAGAACUUCGUGGCUACCAUGUGGGACAACUUCCACGCGUAUGUUGUGCACAGAUAUCGAUUCAAUAUGCCUACCCCUCAAACGGGUGAUCCACAAUUCCGAACGUACCGAAGAUCGCAGGAAAAGGCUAUUGAAGCAUUGUGGCAUAUGCUUGGAUCGAAGGAAUCGAUACAAACCACUUGAGACAUAUGCAAUAGCAUACAUCACUCAUGUAGUGGAAUUUAGAAAGUAUCAGGUUACGAGAUCUCGUGGGGAAGUGCUUCACAAUGAACCCUUAUGCUUGAAAAAAUAUUAGCAAAAAAAACACCUCAAUACAAGCA
Molecule: messenger RNA, 2008 nt
Organism: Sphaeroforma arctica JP610
Lineage: Eukaryota; Ichthyosporea; Ichthyophonida
Exons: 1
Coding region: 12-1871 (619 amino acids)
Biological process (GO): protein O-linked glycosylation via mannose
Molecular function (GO): xylosyltransferase activity; glucuronosyltransferase activity
Source: RefSeq, a predicted model, not a curated record